Trichomonas vaginalis G3 is the source of this 375-nucleotide messenger RNA. RefSeq lists its product as uncharacterized. Bases 1 to 375 code for a protein of 124 amino acids. The record is from RefSeq and is a predicted model, not a curated record. NCBI's taxonomy places the organism in Eukaryota, Parabasalia, Trichomonadida, Trichomonadidae. The transcript has a single exon.
AUGUAUGUAGACCCAAGACUUGUAAACUAUAUUGCAAUGUGGGCUUCUCCAAAAUAUUGUAUAGCAGUUGGAAAAAUUCUGGACUCCAUAGACAAGAAAGUUCAUGAGAAAUUAGAUGAAGAAGAACUUGAAGAUACAGUAGAGAAUGCAAAACCUUUGUUCGAAGAAGAAGUUAGAAAAAUGCAUGAAAAACAAAUAGAACAUGAACGUGAGAUAUGUUCUGGUUAUAGAGACUCGCCAUACGAACUAGACCAAUGGGAACAAGAAGAUUUAAAGAGAGAAUUUAGAGAAUAUGAACUCGCUAAGAUAGCAUUUGAAGCUGCAGAAGAGAGGUUAAAAGUUUGGGGUCGUUUUGUACAAAAAUAUUGUGAGUAA